GGCAACGUUAGCUGCAAGUGUCAAUGCACCAAGUGGCCGGGACUUGAUGGUGGACGCUACAACCGGACGGAUUGCAGCGAAAAACAGCUCCGUGAUUUUUGUUUUUUGUUUUUAGAUUUUAGUGACUUCUUCUUCUUCUUUCUUCCAUCUCGAGUGAUUUUUGAACAGUUUCUUUUUUCGGUUGGACAAUAUGUCGCAGCGUUUGUUCUAUCCGGGCGACGAGGCCGUUCUGCCGGGCGAAAGUGCGCAUUUCCUGCUGGCUGACGAACUGCCUUACUACAACAACAGUAGUACGCCAAAUUUGCCCAGUUGUGGAUACCAGCACCACGGAGACGAGAAUCUCUACCGGACUCCGUCGAUCGCCAUCCAUCAGCAGCCGUCCGGAUUCCCACCGCUGCCGCCGCCGCCACACGCCUCAGUUCCGAUUUCCGAUGGCGCAAAUCCCGGUGACGGCGGAGGUAAUUCACCCGGUGGCUACCCGACCGACGCGUCUGAUUUCACCCAGUUGACCAGCAUCGUUCGCCAUAAUUCAAUCAACGGGAUGUCGGCGGCCGGAUUCGACGAGCCAGUCGAGCCAGCCAAGUGUUCCAUCCAGCAGCAGCCACCCGUUCGACCGCUGUCCGACCACGAGACGUGGAAGCCACCUAGACCGGAGGUCGUCGUAGCCCUGGAAGCCCAGCACCAGACCAUCAAACAGGAAUCCGGACCGAAUAACCCGCAAAUUGGCCGGAAGAAAAAUGCCAAAAAAUCCGUGGCAAACGGCCAGAACGCUUCCAGGAGCAAACGCGGCAGCGACGCUGGUAGCCCCAACAAAAGUACAACGGCGACCAAUGCGGCGGCGGCGUCGACGGCGGCUCCGCCGGUCGAAGUCAUGAAGAAGAGACGGACGGCGGCCAACGCCCGAGAGCGUCGCCGCAUGAACAGCCUGAACGACGCCUUUGAGAAACUGCGCGAGGUUGUGCCGUCGCUGGGCAGCGACCGCAAACUCUCCAAAUUUGAGACACUCCAGAUGGCCCAGACCUACAUCAACGCCCUCCACGAACUGGUUAAACAUCACUGACCCCCACCGUUAUCUAUUUCCAAAUUGUUAUUGUUGUUAAUGAGAUGCAAAACACCGAUGGGGCUAUGUAUAAUGGAGAUGCGUCUAGAUAUAGUGACGGUGAUGGGGCCAAGGGUUACACAUUUGUUGUUUUUCUCUCGUUUUUAAAAAAAUGUCCAAUAAUCAACUCCGCCUUCUUGUUUCAAUUCCACCCAAUUCUCUCUAGUCAAAGAAUGUUAUUUAUAUGAUUGUGCUGCUAUUAUUACAGCUAUCGCUAAAUGUUGGAAAAAAAGAUAAACCUCCCAGAAAAUAUUCCAUCGUUAUUUGCUUUAAUUGAG
Molecule: messenger RNA, 1377 nt
Organism: Daphnia pulicaria
Lineage: Eukaryota; Metazoa; Arthropoda; Branchiopoda; Diplostraca; Daphniidae
Product: protein atonal homolog 1-like
Exons: 1
Coding region: 191-1060 (289 amino acids)
Molecular function (GO): protein dimerization activity
Source: RefSeq, a predicted model, not a curated record